Messenger RNA from Ctenocephalides felis (cat flea), 703 nucleotides. Its product is annotated as SUMO-conjugating enzyme UBC9-A. Gene Ontology annotation, cellular component: nucleus. The transcript has 5 exons. The record is from RefSeq and is a predicted model, not a curated record. Lineage: Eukaryota; Metazoa; Arthropoda; Insecta; Siphonaptera; Pulicidae. Gene Ontology annotation, molecular function: SUMO conjugating enzyme activity. The coding region runs from base 199 to 678 and encodes 159 amino acids. Gene Ontology annotation, biological process: protein sumoylation.
UCAGCCAUUUUGCACUAUUGUUAUAAAAUUUAGCGCCAUCGAAAACUAGAUAUUUGGAAAAUUCAACUACUUUGGGAACUACAACUGUAAAACAAAUUUCAACUUACCUGACCUACAAAAGUAUUAGUCCGCCAAAGUUUUUUCCCACCGAGUGCAUUCCUAAGUUUGCCAUUGUUAUAUUUUUGCAUCAUUUGAAAUAUGUCAGGAAUAGCGGUUACAAGACUUGGCGAAGAAAGAAAAGCAUGGCGAAAAGAUCACCCAUUUGGCUUCGUCGCCAGGCCGAUGAAAAAUGCCGAUGGUACAUUAAAUCUCAUGACAUGGGAUUGCGCUAUUCCAGGCAAGAAAGCGACAUCUUGGGAAGGAGGUUUAUACAAGCUAAAAAUGAUUUUCAAGGAUGACUAUCCAACAACACCUCCAAAAUGUAAGUUUGAUCCACCAUUAUUUCAUCCAAAUGUAUACCCGUCAGGAACUGUGUGUUUGUCCUUGCUGGAUGAGGACAAAGAUUGGCGUCCCGCAAUUACUAUUAAACAAAUUUUAUUGGGGAUUCAGGAUUUGUUAAAUGAGCCUAAUGUAAAAGAUCCCGCUCAAGCAGAAGCAUAUACUAUAUACUGCCAAAAUCGAAUGGAAUAUGAUAAAAGGGUAAAAGCACAAGCAAGAGCAAUGGCCGCCAUAGAUUAAUUAAUUAUUCAGGAAAUACAGAAAC